GCCUGCGCCUUGCGGGCUGCGGCGCGGACGCUCGCCGCCGCCGGAGCGAUGGGCCGGGGGCGCCCGCGCAGCCUGUGACCUGGGGGCCGGGAUGCCGCGGCCCGAGCCCAUGCCCGGCUACGGGCAGCUGCUGCAGCGCGGCUACCGGAGCCUGGCGGGGGCGGUGCGGAGCUGCACGGACUGCGGCUGGGAGCUCUCCCGGCGGACCUGGGCCGAGAACGCGUCGCUCGCCUGGAGCGAGACCCUGCUCUGCCUGCUCUGUGCCAUCGGCUGGACCUUGCUGCGCAGGGCCGCCUCCGGCUGCCUCUUUCGGCCGUUUGGGGAGUGGUGUAACCUGCAGCCAAAGGAUGCUGCCAAGAUGCCCGAGAGCGCCUGGAAGCUGCUGUUCUACACGCUGUCCUGGUCAUACGGCACCUACCUGCUCUUCUUCACUGAGUACCCCUUCUUCCACGACCCGCCCUCCGUCUUUUAUGGUUGGGAGAAGGGUAUGGAUGUACCCACCGACAUUGGCAUCGCCUACUUGCUGCAGGGCAGCUUCUACGGGCACUCCAUCUAUGCCACCAUGUACAUGGACGCCUGGCGCAGGGACUCCAUAGUCAUGCUCAUCCACCACGUGGUGACACUGAUGCUCAUCGUCUUCUCCUACAUGUUCAGGUUCCACAACGUGGGGAUUCUCGUGCUCUUCCUGCACGACAUCAGCGACGUGCAGCUGGAGUUCACCAAGCUCAACGUCUACUUCAAGCACCGGGGCGGCAUCUAUCACCGGCUCAACGACGUCAUCUCCGACCUCGGCUGCCUCACCUUCAGCAUCAGCUGGUUCUGGUUCCGCCUCUACUGGUUCCCCCUCAAAGUCCUCUAUGCCACCUGCCACACCAGCCUGCAGUCUGUGCCCAACAUCCCCUUCUACUUCUUCUUCAACGCCCUGCUCUUCGCCCUCACCCUCAUGAACGUCUAUUGGUUCCUGUACAUUGUCCUGUUCGUGGCCAAAGUGCUGACGGGGCAGAUGCAGGAGGUGAACGAUGUGCGUGAGUACGACCUGGAGGAGAGCAAGAAAACCACAGGGUCCCAAAAAGCGGGCGAACUCCAGCUCCCCAAAUCCUGGAAAGAAAGGAAACACCUGAAGAACGGGCUGAUAAAGGACAAACAGUUAUAAGGGAACCGCUGUUGACUGGGCAGCUCUGGGGACUGACCUGGGACCCUCCACAAACCCAGUGAAGGAGAGAGCCCCAUGGAGAAGGAGUGCAAGACCCCAACCCCCCCAACCCCUGCCUGAGCUGGGGAGCAGCUGGCAGCCAACGGAAACAGUCCACUCCUCUCGGCUCGGCUCUGGCCAGGCUUCAGUUGAUCCUGACGUGGUUUCUGGAGCCAGUUUGCACUGGGCACCCUGCAGGCUGUUGGACGGGUCAGCUGAAAUGGAGGGGUGGUUUUCCUAGCAAGGUCUAAGUCAGAUAUGGAACUUGCUUUCGGUUACCUGGGACCCCCGAGCCACCCCCACCCCUUCGCCAUCCUCCCUCUCUGUGAUUUCCCCAGACGUGGCAAGUUGUGGGAUCCCAGGCAGCUCUUGUCUCUGGAGCACUAACUGACGCCGUGGAGCGGGUGAGGGGCUUGAAGCAGGGAGGCAAAUGCCCCUGCCCCUUUGGCACCAGUGUCCCAACUGUGGGGGCCCAGAGCCAGCUCUGCUGUAGCUUGCAAACAGGGAAUGGCGACGUACCGUUAGGGAGAAGUGUUGUGCAGCUUUGAGCCCUGUUGUAAGUGCAUCCAGGGGUUACUCCACAGAGCAACCCAAGCCCCUGCCUGGAACCCACCCGUGCCAGAGCCUCAAGGAUUCUCCCAGGAGGUGCAGUGGGCGGCAGCCUCUUGAGGCUGAUCAGACAGGCCUGCCGUUGGCCCUCGGGCCGCUGCUCCUUUAAGCCCUUAGGAGGCCAGUGCCUGGGAUCAGAGAGAUAAGGGACAGCUGCUCCCUCUAGGGUCUCCUGCCUUGAUGAAUCCUCUGGCCUGAGAAACCUCCUCUGGCUAAAACAAAGGACUCACUGAAGUCCUGCCUGACACUGCGAGUUCUGAGCUUUGCAUCCUGCAGGCUGGGCUGUGCGGCGUGCGUUUCCGCUCAGUGGGAAAGAAACCCUGUGGAAUUUUGCACACUUCCCUCCCCCUGGAUCUGGACUCAUCCCAUCGCAAUACUACGGCAGUGUCGGCCCUGUGCCCGCUGCCUGCUCCUCUCUGAGGGACCUAACUCCAAGCCAGGGGGAUAAUAGGGGAAUUGUAGCCAGCCUGCCAAGGGUUAAUCCAAACUGGCAGGGGGUGAGGGGUUGGUUGUUUUUCCUGGUCCCUUGCUUAGAUGCAAACCCCAGAUAUUGCUGCAUAAGCCACAAAGAGACUCUCUGGAAAGCAUCUGAGACUGGGAGGUAACGUGAAAACAUGACCCAGAAAUCCCCCAAUUCUGGCUGGGUCUGCCAGUCUCCCCCCAGCCAGCCGAACUAGACAGGACAGGAAAUUAAACAUCCCACCCACUGUGUGCUUUUG
Dermochelys coriacea (leatherback sea turtle) is the source of this 2520-nucleotide messenger RNA. RefSeq names its product ceramide synthase 1 (gene CERS1). The coding region runs from base 92 to 1153 and encodes 353 amino acids. Gene Ontology annotation, biological process: ceramide biosynthetic process. NCBI's taxonomy places the organism in Eukaryota, Metazoa, Chordata, Testudines, Dermochelyidae. The transcript has 7 exons. The record is from RefSeq and is a predicted model, not a curated record. Gene Ontology annotation, cellular component: membrane. Gene Ontology annotation, molecular function: sphingosine N-acyltransferase activity.